Messenger RNA from Adineta steineri, 1185 nucleotides. The record is from the annotation of a GenBank genome assembly. NCBI's taxonomy places the organism in Eukaryota, Metazoa, Rotifera, Eurotatoria, Adinetida, Adinetidae.
AUGGGAAAUCUUAAUUCAUUUCGUAGUACAACAAUGAAAGAAAAAACUGAUCAAUAUACUAAUUAUUCAAAUCAACAAGUUCAAAGAAUGACUUCUCUCGAUUAUCUUAAAAUAACUGCUAUUAUUAUAUUACUGAUUGGUAGUGUAAUACUACAGCAAUACCAACCAUCAUCAGCAACAACAACAACAACAACAGAAGUAAUUUUAUCUCACAAUAAAAAUACUGGAAAUUUAACUGGUAAUCUAAAAAAUACUGGAAAUCAAGACGCGAAUGAUAAUCCAAAUGGAUUUCAUCCAUUUUAUCAAGUUCAUGGACGUAUUCAAUUUAAAAAUCCUCCUAAAUUUAAUCCAUGUCAUGAAAUUGAUCCAAGUAAAACUUUAUUAUUAGCAAUAUUAUCACGUGCGAGUAAUGCUCAUAUACGUGAAGCUAUUCGACAAACUUGGGGUGCUCAUAAAACUUAUAAUAAUAUUGAUAUACGUACUACAUUUAUAGUUGCUGUAGAUGAUACAAUGAUACAACAAAUUGAAUUAGAACAAGCUAUUUAUCAUGAUGUCAUACAAGUUAAUUUACCAGAAAAUUAUGCUGUUGUAUCUUAUAAAGAAUUAGCUGCAUUAUGUUGGAGUCGAUAUUUUUGUUCGGAUAUAAAAUAUAUAUUUAAAGCUGAUGAAGAUAUUCAUUUAAAUACACCAUUAUUAACUAGUCUUGUUAAUGGAUUUAUGAAAAAUGAAUCUUUAGCAGAUAUUCCAAUGAUAUUUGGUUGGUUUAGAUAUAAAUCACGUGUUGAUCGUACUGGACGUUAUCUUGUUACAGAAGAAGAAUAUCCUGGAUUUUAUUAUCCACCAUUUACAUUUGGAAUUGGAUAUUUAUUAACAAAAACAGGACGAGAUAAUUUAUGUGUUAGUGCACUACGUCCACAUCCAGUUACACGUGUUGGUGAUGCUUAUAUUACGGGUAUACUUCGUGAUCAUGCUAUGGUUCGUUAUGCACGUUUUGGUGAUGUACAUUUUAUUUAUUCAUACACACUGAAUGGUCCACGUUGUCAAGAAUAUUUUAUACAUGAUCCUAAAUUACUUAUAUGUAUGUCAAGUCUACAUUCAGGUACGAGUGAUACCGCUGAUGAAUAUGUUAAUGUAUGGAAUGCUAUACAUGAAGAUAAUAAUGAUGGCUUAGAUGAUCAAGAGUAA